AUGAAUAAUCCACCUAAUUUCUAUUCUAAGCAGCAAGGCUCAACUCACCCUGAGGUGGACGGGAGGCUACCCUUACUCAUGCAGCGCCCCAAAAACUUGAGUAUCGACGUGACAGGAUUUUCAUUUGCUAAAGAGUCAAGUCAUUCCAAGGAAUUUGGGUCGCAAGCACCCCCAAAGCAUUCUUUGGUCAAUUCCAGUAACUAUCAUGGCGAGAGUCUCACAAAAAUGUAUGAUAGGGCAAAGGAUACGGCAAGUGAGACUGUGAAUCAGUAUGUCCAUUUUCUGAACCUUGCACGAGAAGAUUACUGA
Messenger RNA from Penicillium taxi, 309 nucleotides. RefSeq lists its product as uncharacterized. The record is from RefSeq and is a predicted model, not a curated record. The coding region runs from base 1 to 309 and encodes 102 amino acids. Lineage: Eukaryota; Fungi; Ascomycota; Eurotiomycetes; Eurotiales; Aspergillaceae. The transcript has a single exon.